Sander lucioperca (pikeperch) is the source of this 1812-nucleotide messenger RNA. It is a transcript of the gene fip1l1a, whose product is annotated as FIP1 like 1a (S. cerevisiae). The record is from RefSeq and is a predicted model, not a curated record. Lineage: Eukaryota; Metazoa; Chordata; Actinopteri; Perciformes; Percidae. Gene Ontology annotation, biological process: mRNA processing. The transcript has 13 exons.
GCUGUCACUUCCCUUAAAUGCCUCUCCAUAGCAACGCAUUGCUGUCAAUUUUACUGACCACUGGUAUCCCACAUCCCCGUUUUCCUCGACGUUUAUAACAAAAGCUACAUUUUUUUUAGUUUAAAAGUACAUUUUCUAUGUUAAAAUGUCUUCAUCGGAGUCAGACUCCAAAGAUUUCACCGAAGAUAGCGACGAGGGACAAAUAUAUCAAUUUAUUUAUGACAUGAUCACAAGAGAUGACAAGGAGGAGGAAAAGGAGGAGGUUCAAAUCCCAUCCAGCUCAGAGAACACACCGGUGCAUCUGAAAACUGAUGCUGAGUGGAGCGCACAUGCAUUCGCGGUGUACCCUGACACACCUUUUAGUGACGGCUCAGAGGACAAAUCAACACACAACACCACCCUCACAAGACAAAAGGACCAGGAAGUUGGUAAUACAAAGGGACUAGACACGGAUGCAUUGGACAAUAUCCCAGGAAUCCCAGUACCAAAGGCUUCAGAGGAAAAGCCAUGGAGGAAAGCUGGUGCUAACAUCUCCGAUUACUUUAACUUUGGUUUCGAUGAAGAGAGCUGGAACACCUACUCUACGAAACAGUCGAAAGUCCGUAAAGCUAAUAGAAAACUAUACACUAAAAUCAUGGCCCAGAAGGAAAAAGGGACUUCUCCUGCUCCUCCUUCGUCAGGCAGCCCCUCUAUACUAGCUUCCAGACAGCCAAGUGCUACCAAUAAUGUGAAUAAAGGACAACGGGGAUCCAGAGUAGAAAGGCGCCAAAGUCUCAGUGAUGGAAAAAACCAUUAUCAGGUGACUACUGAGAUGUCCCCUGAGGAGGAUAGAUUUACUUCUUAUCCGUCCUCUCCAUCAAACUUCAAUUCUCUAUUUGCAUAUAUCCCUCCACCACCUUUCCUUUUCCGAUCAGGACCCCUGUCUGCCUCCCCGUUUGCUGCUUUGGAUGGUGGAUACUCCAAAGGCUUUGAUGACCCCUCAACUUCAGGGCACCCAUGUUCAUCAGGUGUAUCAUCGUUAAUCCCAAGGAGUAUGUCCUCGAAAGCUGGAGGGAUUGACACUGCCAAGGCCUGGGAAUGCUACAAACGGCAGGAAAAGCAUGACAAGGACAAAGACAGAUCCAGAGAGCGCGGCCGUGAUAAAGACACUACUAGAGGCAGAAAUAGGGACAGAGAGAGCUGUUCAUCUUCAUACAGUGCGGAGGAGCGAACGAGGCACAGGGACACUACGGAGCGAGGGCACAGACGCCUCAGUUUGAGGGAAAACGCGCAGGUCUGACACACACACACACACACACACACACACACACACACAGGCAGCAGCAGCAGCAACAGCAGGAGGGCCAGUGGUGAGGACAGAGACAGUCAGAGUAGACACAAACACAAGAAGGCCAAAAGAAAUAGGACGGACAAGAAGACCAAGAUGUCCUCUGCUGACCAAGAGAGGAAAUUAAAACGUGACUGACUUUCAGUCUCUUUUUAAUAAGAUGAACUGCCCUGUGGCAUCUUACCGCAUGUUUCAUCAGAAAAUGUGAAGUUUUUUUCAGAGAAGCUAAUAGAAGAUCAUUUUACGUAUACUGUAUUUACGAGAUGUUUAUGGUGUAUCAGCUUCAACUGUUGUUUUGAGUUGAAGUAAGGCGUUUGUGUAUGUAUUUUCUCACACAACUCUCUUUUUCAAAUUACUUUAUUGAUCAUUUAACCAAAUGUACCAUCAGAUAUACUACACAGGCCGAAGUGUGACAGACAGAACCACAGCAGAUGGGCCUCAGACCAUCCACUGAUACACAGAAACCAAGUCAGUUUUUUUCUUCU